UCCUCACGUCAGCAAUCGUGUUAGACACCACCGUCGUCGUGGAGCAGGGAUGGCAUCUGCUGCUGCAUCCUAUCCGUCGUCCACGGGCAAUGCUGCUUACAGCAAUCGAACUUCCCAGAACGGUCCUACGUCAAACUCUACCUCAUCCCCAACGUCUACGUCUUCUCAACACGCCCCUACUGGAUCAGCUGCCGCAAAGCCCUACUCUUCCUACGUGUAUGCGAAUCGGUCAGCCCCACCGCCCUCCACCUUUUCUCCUUACGUACCUAUCUAUUCGCCUACUUCCCUUGCGUUCUCACCUGGAGUCGGUCCUACUUCCAGUGUCCAGCAGGGAACCAAUGGGCUGCCGCCGCCUGCCACUGGCAAUGCCGACGACGAAGAAAGACAUCGGGAUGUUAGCCAAAGCCCGUUUCCGGAUUCGGCCUCUAAUGAAGUAGAUUCUCCGAUCCUCCGUCGGCAACGCUGGAUGGAUUCUGCCCCUUCUUGGCGGCCAACCACGCAAUCUUGCGCAGUCCUUAGUAUGGAUAGAAAUAAAUCGUACUCCAUUCGACUCAACCCGCGCAUAGAAAGAGGCUUCUUCUUGGCGGAUAAUGACUGGACCUGUUACCGUCGGAAUUACUUUCAGGUCAGCAUCAGCUUCUCGGCAAUGGAUACAGUGGGACAUCGCGUGGAAAUGCCCUGCUUGGUAGCGCUAGACGGUCAGCUGCAUACCGUCACCGCGUUCCAUGUUGGCAUUGGUGCCCGUACCUCAAAUGGUCAGCGGGAAGUCGAACUUGUCCAGCACACGGCAAAACGGGAUAAAGGUCCGCAGAUGCUACCCGAGCCGAAGCUCUGUCAACCUCAAGAUCCUAUGACCACAGCUACGCGAGGAGUGGACUCGUUCCAUAGCGUGACCUACGAGCGACUUCAGUUCAAGGCUGCUACAGCUAACAAUGGCAAGCGACGUGCCGCACAACAGUAUCAUGUCCUUGUGGCAGAGUUGUAUGCUGAGCUUUCAGAUAAGUCCCGCAUCAAAAUAGCAAUCACCGAAUCCGCUCCCUUGGUCGUCCGGGGCCGGGCACCUGGACACUAUGCCGCGAUGCACAAUAAAACUGGCGCAGGUGGGCAUGCUGGGAGAAUGCCAUCACCGACAGUAGAUGGAUAUCCUACGGACCAGAAGGAUCAUGGUGCCCCUAACGUGCGGCCGCCGGGAUUCCUUUCGACAGGAGGUAGCCCUUCGGAGACAGUUGCCAUCCGCCCGAGUGCUGUUCUUCCACCUCCAUCGGUUCUUGCAGGUUUCUCUCAACAACAGCAAAUGUAUGCGCAUGCAUACCCGAGCGCCCAGGAGAUCAACUACUACCAGCAGUACCAGCAAUAUCAUCAAGCUCAACGACAGAAUCAGCAGCAACCGGAGCAUCAGCAUCAACAGCGAGCGCAAGAUGCGAACAAAACCCAUCCACACAAUCCUCCGAUACAUCUUUCCCCGUCAACAACAUCACCGGCGCAACCUCAGAUUUCAGCAAACAACUACGUUCCACAACAUCACCAAUCGAAUGGAAGUUAUUCACAUGUGACCAUGCCAACAUCGUACCCCUCUACGUAUUUCCCAGCGACAACUUCCCCGAACACGUACCACCAGCAUUCGACUUCCCACCCUCUACAGUCAGCGCCACGUCCGCCCAUAUUAGGAUCCACAUCGAGCACAGGUGGCGUAUCGCUGGGGACAAUGGCUGCAUCCCAUCAAGCAGUCUCUUCAGGCAGUGUUCAACCGAUUCCAGUUUCACCGCCUGUAUCUCCACCCAAAAAUGCGCCCAUCGCGUCAAGUACGUUAAAGAAUGGUACUGGCCUGCACGAAGUAGAUCGCGACAGGCAGGAUGGGGCGAGACAGCAUGAGGGUCGAUGAGAAGCAUGUCGCAGAGCUGGCAUUUCAAACAAUAUCUGUAUGUAUGAUCUUUUACCUCUGGAGAAUCUUUAUGAGAAUGUAAAUGUUUUUGUGACUAUUUGGUUAACCGCUGGGAUCCGGACUGUAUUCUAAAGUUCCUGCGCCGGCGUUUCAGAAUAUAAUAUUACGUCCUCUGAGGGGAUGGUCAGGUCUGUUAUGUAUCGCUCAGGGAUAAACGCAGGCUACUCAAGUAUAGUCAAUGUGC
Molecule: messenger RNA, 2126 nt
Organism: Spizellomyces punctatus DAOM BR117
Lineage: Eukaryota; Fungi; Chytridiomycota; Chytridiomycetes; Spizellomycetales; Spizellomycetaceae
Exons: 3
Coding region: 50-1882 (610 amino acids)
Biological process (GO): meiotic cell cycle; positive regulation of transcription by RNA polymerase II
Cellular component (GO): nuclear chromosome
Molecular function (GO): DNA-binding transcription factor activity; DNA binding
Source: RefSeq, a predicted model, not a curated record